Vespa velutina is the source of this 966-nucleotide messenger RNA. RefSeq lists its product as uncharacterized. The transcript is spliced from 5 exons. Bases 231 to 917 code for a protein of 228 amino acids. NCBI's taxonomy places the organism in Eukaryota, Metazoa, Arthropoda, Insecta, Hymenoptera, Vespidae. The record is from RefSeq and is a predicted model, not a curated record.
UGUGCCAUCGCUCUUGAACUAACCAAAGAUAAAUAUUCUCGUAAAAAAUUUGAUGAACUAUUUGGUACGAAUUGUAUACAAUGUAGCAAAGAUCGUGGACCUAUCAAUACGAUACAAUGCAACAAUAAUCACGUUUUACGAAAGCCUUCUAACGUGGACGCAUGUGUAAUACAGUAAGGAAUUAUUUCAAAUGAUCAUGAAAUCAUUCGUCCGAUGAUAGAUGAUAUGUAAUGCCUUUUAUUAUCAACAAAAGCUCCACCAAGCGUCAUAAAAAUAAAUCACAAGAAAAAAAAGAAGUAACGCAUCGUAUGGAUGUCAAAAGAAAAAUUAGAAAGAAAUUAAUCAAUUCUCAUCGUUUGGCAUCGAAUUCGAAACCCGUGAAACCGAAUUUGUUGAAUUCCGUGUCAUUUCCGUAUUUACAUACAAAUAAUAAUGGAUAUGUAAUAAAUGGGAUGCCAAUUCUACCAUGCAAGGUUUGUUGUCGUGUAAAAAAUCGGUGUGAGUGUGCGAAAACUAAUGAAAAUGUACCUACAUUUGACGUGACCAUCCAUAAUUGUUCCUGUCCAAAUUUGAAUUGUCAAGGACAACAACAACAACAUUAUAAUGGAUCACCCAUACGAUUAUCUUACUAUUCGAUGACCUUCGAUCCGUGUCAACAAAUGCCAAUAUCUAAUAUAAAUAAUAUACCACACAUAUCUAAUAUACCGAAAGUAUUUAAAAAUAAUAUACCUAACAUACCUAACAUAUCUAAUAUACCUAAUAUACCUAAUAUACCUAAUAUACCUAAUAUGACUAACAUAUCUAAUGUGCCUAAUAUUUGGAAGGAUUACACGCAAUAUUACAAACAAAUACCAGCUAAUUUCAAGAGAAAACGAUAUUUUCCGAGGAAACUAAAGGGACGACGAAAUUAUUUGUAAUAAUAGAUAAUAAUAUAUAUUUUAUGUAGUGUCAUUGAUAUAUCUCUUU